GCGGCGGGGGAGCCGAGCCCCCCGCGCCUCGCUGGCCGCGCCGGCUCCCUCCCCCCGCCCUCCCCCUCCUCCUCCUCCUCCUCCCGCUCCUCCCGCCCCGGUGCGAAGGGCUUUCGCUGCUUUUCCCCGCUCGUUCCUCCCUCUCCCCUCCGCGGAGCGCGGUGCCGGGAGGCGCGGGCAGAGGCGCGGGGAUGGGUCGGCCAGCGGCCCCCAGCCCGCCCGCCCGCCGCCGCCGCCGCCCGCCGCCGCGCCCCCUCCCCGGCCGGCGGGAGAGGGCGGCUCUCCCCCGCCGCCCGCCGCGCCUCCCGCUCUGAAUUGCUGCCCGUCGGCCGGCCUCGGCAGAGGCGGGGAGGGGGUACGUCCCCUCGCACUUUCCCCCCGCCCCCACUUCUUUCCCCCCCACCUUUUUUUUGCCUUCCCCCCCAUCACCCCCACCGCCAGCCCAUUUCUCCUCCACGGGGGCUCUUCGGCGGCCAUGCGGCCGGUCCCGGGCGAGCGGCUUUAACUCGCCCCCUCGCCCGGAUGGCCCCCCGGAGCCGCGGGCGGAUGGAGCCGAGCUACGUCGUGGGUAUCUGCUGCCUGGUGCUGCUGGAACCGGGCCGGGUGUGGAGCGGCGAGCCCAGCACCGGGGGGCCCGGUGAGAGCGGGAACGGCAGCCAGGCACCGGCGGCGGAGACCGCGGCUCCCGCGCCCACCGGGGCAGCACCGCCGGGCGGGGACCGCUGCCGCGGUUACUACGACGUGAUGGGGCAGUGGGACCCGCCGUUCAACUGCAACGCCGGCAUCUACCAGUACUGCUGCGGGACCUGCGGGUACCGCUUCUGCUGCCAGUUCAAGCCCGGGCGCCUGGACCAGAGCGGCUGCUCCAACUACGACACCCCCAACUGGGUCAACACGGGCCAGCCACCCACCCGGGUGGACGAGACCCCCGAGGACCCCACUCGUGACAAGACCAACAUGAUCGUCUACAUCAUCUGCGGCGUGGUGGCCAUCAUGGUGCUGGUGGGCAUCUUCACCAAGCUGGGCCUGGAGAAGGCACAGGGUCCCCAGACAGAGAUGACCGUCUCCAGGACACUGACAGACCUGCUGAAGCAGCCGGGCCUUGGCCCCUCUGAGCAUGUGGACGGUCUCAUGGGGGGCAUGCAGGUCCCACUGGGCGAGGGUCUGGCCCGAGGUUCCCCCAGGAACAGCACAGACAAGCCGCCCUUGAACAACGCAGUGGCCAUCGCCCCCCCGCUGGGGCGGCCCCACGGCCACGGCAAGAGCCUGCCCCUGGGCAGCAGCCUGGGCACGCCAGCCCCUGCCUACACCGCCUACACCACCCUCAAGGCUGGAGAGAGCGCCCCCGAGGACUUCUACAGGCGGUUCGGGGGGCCAGAGGUGCCCCCCACCAGCACCCUGCCCUUCUUGCCCACCGAGGGCCCGCUGCUGCCCGAGAGCUGCCCCACAGCCAAGGCCAAGGGCCCCAAGCUGCCGGGGGGCCCGGCCUUCCCGGGGGGCUGGGAGGGGGGCCCCCCCCGUGGCCCCCGCCGGCCCGGCCUGGCCACCCUGUGCCCCGAGGGGCCGCCCGAGGCCUUCGGCCCCAGCGCCCCGCUGUACGGGCAGCCCCCCCGGCACCUCGCCACCAACAGCAAGACCGAAGUCACCGUCUGACAGCUGGCACCAUCGGGGACCGGGGCUGGGGCUGCCCCUCACCCGAGCAUGCUGACGGCAGAGCAUCCAGGUCCUACCCAGCUGGCCGCGGCGGGACGAGCGCCGUCUUGUCUUCCCUCUCCUGGGGAUGGGGGCUGCC
Falco peregrinus (peregrine falcon) is the source of this 1792-nucleotide messenger RNA. It is a transcript of the gene SHISA8, whose product is annotated as shisa family member 8. NCBI's taxonomy places the organism in Eukaryota, Metazoa, Chordata, Aves, Falconiformes, Falconidae. Gene Ontology annotation, biological process: regulation of AMPA receptor activity; regulation of short-term neuronal synaptic plasticity. Gene Ontology annotation, cellular component: dendritic spine membrane; postsynaptic membrane; postsynaptic density. The record is from RefSeq and is a predicted model, not a curated record.